CGUUGUUACAUUCGGAAAGUGACCCAUCAUCCAAAUAAAAGGUGGACUCCUCAGAUGAAGCUUUUAGAUGGAGUAGUUGGAGCAGACUGGUCCAUCAGCUGAGUGAACAUGGACACCCUGUCCAGCCACAGCUCCUACCUCCUGCAGCAGCUGCAGGAGCAGAGGAUUCAGGGUUUGCUCUGUGACUGCAUGCUGGUGGUCAAAGGUGUCUGCUUCAAAGCCCACAAAAAUGUCCUGGCAGCUUUCAGCUCCUAUUUCAGGUCUUUAUUCCAAAACUCCCCCAGUCAGAAGAACGAGGUGUUCAACCUGGUCAUCCAGGAUGUCAGCGGCAUCGGUCAAAUAUUGGACUACAUGUACACCUCCCAUCUUGAUAUCAACCAGGAUAAUGUUCAAGCACUCCUGGACAUUGCUCAGUGUUUGCAGGUUCCAAAUGUUCAGAGCAUGUGCAAUGCUUUCCUCAAGCCUUGUCCUCCCCCAGUGGAAAUCCCGACAUUUUCUCUUCCGGGCAUGCUGAGCUCUGAGCACGACUGCCUCUUGGGGAGCAGUCUUCCUCAUGAUGUUGACCUCCACUGUCCCUCUGAGACCCAGAGGCCUGGCUUCAGCAGCGACAUGGACCACACCAAAAGGAUGCCUGUUUCGGUGCCUAAUAGCGGCUCAAACUGCGACACAGCUAGCAGCACUCAGGCGCCGACAGAAAAACAGCUUGUCCACGGCUACAAGCUUCGUAACUUCUACAGUAAGCAGUACUUCAAACAAAGUGCACUCCAGACUAAUAGUGCAGCCUUAAAUCAAGGCCCAGGCCCUUUGGUUCAGGUGGGAGAGCAGCAGUGUCCGCUUGGGGUCAGCCAGGGAGGCAGCCACACUCCUGUAUGCUCGGGAAACACAGUUCAGCCCAAUCCUCCCUGUACGUCUGUGGCAGUUGAAAAGAACCCUGUCUCCUCUUUAACACCCUCAGAUAAUUUAAACACCCCCAACUCCAACUCAGCAGACUCCAUGCUCAACAAACCAGUGCGCCCAAAGAAGGCUGUGUACUUGAAGAAAUACAACUACCUCCGGUCUCAGAAGGCUUUGGAGGAGAUGUUUGCUGAGUCAGUCACCGACCCUGUCCUCAGCUGUCCCAAAGAGAGUCAUCAAGAAGAGUCUGUGGUCCAGACUGAAGCUCCAGAGGCUCCUGUUGAGGACCUUAACGCAGACAGGGAGCAGGUUACAGAGACAGUAACAGAUACACAACUUCCCAGUCCUCCACCUGUGAACCAAGAAGAGCAAAAUCUGAAAACCGCACCAGAGCCACAGCAGCAGACAGGAAGCAAGCAGUAUUGUUGUGAUGUGUGUGGGAAGGUCUUCAAACACCCCAGCAACCUGGAGAUGCACAAACGCUCACAUACCGGUGAGAAGCCCUUUCAGUGUAACGUUUGUGGGAGAAACUUCUCACAGGCUGGAAAUUUACAGACACAUUUGCGGAGACAUUCUGGAGAGAAACCAUACAUCUGUGAAUUAUGUGGUAAAAGCUUCACUGCAUCAGGGGAUGUCCAUCGUCACAAAGUGGUCCACACAGGAGAGAAGCCACACCUGUGUGACAUAUGUGGUCGAGGAUUUAACAACUUGAGUAAUCUCAAGGAGCACAAGAGGGCUCACGCCACAGACAAGACACUGACAUGUGACCAGUGUGGAAAAUCCUUCAACACGCACAGAAAGCUUGUGAAGCACAAGGCCCGCCAUGCUGGGGAAAAACCACACAGCUGUGCCACCUGCGGAAAGUGUUUCGUCGGCUCAGGGGACCUGCAGCGCCACAUAAGGUCACACACUGGUGAGAAGCCCUAUGUCUGUAAUGCCUGUGGAAAGAGCUUCACCCGUUGUGCCAUGUUGAGGAUACACAGCAACAUGCACUGUAAGGGGGCUCCAGCUGACAGCCAGGUCACCAACAACUCUGACCCACCUCGCAGCUCAGAUGGAGCAGCCUCGUUCCCCAAACCUGUCAGCCACAGUAAACCUCCUGCUGCAACCAAUGAGCAGCAUUUCCCUACCAUGAUGUCCCAUGCAGGCUUAGAGAAACCUUCCCCGCCUACUCCUUCACCACCACAGCCAACACCACAUAUAGAGACUCCACCUCCCAGCAUGCACCUCAGCCCAGCUUCUACCCCAACCCCACUUCCAGAGCUGCGCUCGCUGGUACCCCAUCACCUCCUCUCCUCCAGCCACCAGGACAGAAGUGCAGCCCUGACCGCCACAGACCGCAUGAAGCUUACCAAACCUCACCUGUCUCAGGAGGCUGUGUACGGGCCGUACGUGGAGAAUGGGAAUGUGUCAGUGGAGAUGGGCAGAGGUGCGGUGGGGAGGCCCUACCUUCCUUCCACAGACAGUCACUGCAGUUCCCUGACUUCUUCUAGCAGGCCCAACAGUGGGUCGUACAGGUCCACUGAGGGCCAGUUUAUCUCCAGUGUGACUCUGUGGGGCCUGGCAAUGAAAACUCUACAGAAUGAUAAUGACAUGGAGCAGUAACAUUUCACAUCCUAUAAACAUGUUAGAUAAGCACAGCAGAGCCUCCUCAGUUUUUGUUGAUGUUUAUUUUAUUCGACUGUCACCACUUGACUCGAUUGCUUAAAUUGACUUUUAACACAAAAUGAUAGCUCAGCUCAGGUGAUGAUGUUAACAUGAAAUGGUAAUAAUUUGAAUUAUUUAUAAGUAAUAAGGUUUCGUUUGUGUUUACAGUUUUCACCAUUACUCAAAAUCAAAAUGAGUGCUUCCUAGUUUUAAUUAAAUUUGUCAUGAAUCUGAGAAAGUCAUAAGAACUGCUGUUGCGCAGCUCUUAAAACUUCCAAGUGUCACACCCCAGUGAUGUCACAGCAGGUCUUUCCUCCAUCAGAUGUCAUCACAUGUAUCAGUGUUGAAUAUUAGAGCCCACAGAGAGCAGUGCAGCAGCAGUAUGUUGCCCUCUGUGAUUAAACAUCCCAGAAUGCAUCUCACCUAAUAAAAGUGUCUCUUUCACUUUGUACAUACUGCACUGCACUUUAAGAUGGAAAAACGCAGACCUAUUUUCAACUAUCAGUGUCAAGUUUCAGUGUAUUAUAUUCAUAGAAGAAUAAAAGA
This is a messenger RNA of Epinephelus fuscoguttatus (brown-marbled grouper), 3087 nucleotides long. RefSeq names its product zinc finger and BTB domain containing 49 (gene zbtb49). Gene Ontology annotation, molecular function: protein binding; RNA polymerase II cis-regulatory region sequence-specific DNA binding; DNA-binding transcription factor activity, RNA polymerase II-specific. The record is from RefSeq and is a predicted model, not a curated record. Gene Ontology annotation, cellular component: nucleus. The coding region runs from base 109 to 2499 and encodes 796 amino acids. The transcript is spliced from 8 exons. Lineage: Eukaryota; Metazoa; Chordata; Actinopteri; Perciformes; Serranidae. Gene Ontology annotation, biological process: regulation of transcription by RNA polymerase II.